UUUUCGUCAUUGAGAAUACUGGAUGUCUUUAUGAUGGGCCUAUGUUUAUUAGCUUUGUCUAAACAUUAUCUUUUUUUAAACCUUAUCACUCGUCACUUAAAUUGAAUAGGUUUUUUAUCUGUAAUUUUCUGCUGUUAUUGUUAUUAUUAUUAUUGAUAAUAUUUAUUGUGAUGAAUAUAUUGUUUAUAUUUUAAUUUUUAUAUAAUUAUUGUUGUUGAGUUUUUUUAAAGUUUUUAUUAAUUAAUGAACCACGGACUCAAGGAAGAACAACUUUUUACAAUUUCUUUUUUGGUAUUGUAUUUUCUAUGUUGAAUUUGGGUUUUGCCGUGUAUAAAUAGCCUAAAGAGUUUAUUAUUAUUCUAACUGUAAAUUUUAGUUUCUAGAAUUAAUGUGAAAAUAGUGGAUAUCUUAUUUCUAAAACUUCAUUCACAUCUGUUCCGUUUCACGUGAAACGGUUCCGUUCACCGGUUAGUCUUCCGUUUCGCGUGAAAGCAUUCAAAUAUAUUCCGUUUGAACGCUAAGAACACGGUCGAACAGGUCAGUCAAUCUAAUACUAUCUAAUACCAUAAUGGCAGGUGUUUCUGGAUGGCCUUCUUCUUCAGAUGAUAGCGAUGAGGACAUCGUUCUUGCCGUUAUAAUUAGUAAUAAAUCGAAAAAAAGGAAAAGAAAAGAAUGGGUAAAUGAAGUUUGCUGCGAAAGAAAGGAGUUCGGGCAAUUUGAAACCUUAGUGAAGCGAAAUCUGUCUACUGAUGAAGAUAAAUUUUUCAACUACUUUAGGAUGACCCCACAUCAAUAUGGUACAGUUCUGAGUUUAGUUAAAGAUGACAUAAAGAAAUGCGACACUAGGCUUAGAAAGACUAUUCCGGCAGAAGAACGUUUAUCGAUUUGCCUCAGGUAUCUUUCUACUGGGGAUUCGUACCCAACGAUGUACUUCGCCUACCGUGUUGGCAAGUCAACCAUUUGCACCAUAAUAUCGGAGGUCUGCCAGGCAAUAUGGAAGAACCUAAAGGAGGAACAUAUACCCAUACCAUCACGGGCCAAAUGGGAAGAGAUCGCGGAAGAAUUUGACCAAAAAUGGAACUUUCCCCCUUUGCAUUGGGGCCAUUGACAGAAAGCAUGUGCAAAUAGUGGCUCCCGACAAUUCAGGGUCAUUGUUUUAGAACUACAAGUCUACACAUUCUGUGGUAUUGAUGGCACUUGUAGAUGCAAAUUAUUGGUUUUCCUUUAUCGACGUUGGAAAUUAUGGAUCUAAUAGUGACGGUGGAAUUUUUGCCAGAUGCCAACUUAACACAGCCAUGAUAAAUGGUAGUUUGGAUAUACCGGAGGACAAAAGUUUAUCAGGUUCCCCAGAGCUAGGACCCAUGCCAUACGUGAUAUUGGGGGAUGAGGCAUUUCCAUUAAAGGAAAAUAUUAUGAGACCUUAUCCAGGAAAAGACCUUAACGACACCAAACGUUUAUUCAAUUAUAGACUUUCAAGGGCCCGAAGGAUUUCUGAGAACGUCUUCGGGCAGCUAGUCGAUAAAUUCGGAAUCUUUUUCAAGGUCAUUAACAUGCAUCCAAAAAACGUUGAUCAUGUUAUCAAGCUGCUUGUGUGCUUCACAAUUUCAUCAAAAAAACAUCAGACAAAAGAACCCACCCAGUUGAAGACACGGAACUUGCUCAGUGUGAAGGAUUGAAACCACUCCAGCAAAUGGGAAACCAUGCAGGAAGGUGUGCAAUAGAAAUUCGGGAUGCAUUUAAAGAUUACUUUAACUCCCCAAAUGGUCAGGUUGCAUGGCAAAGACAAAUUUGUUUUGGUCAAGCCUGUAUCUAAGAUGCAAUAAAAAGCAUAACAACAUAUACAUUAAUGUUUAAUUUGCAUUUAUUGUAUUCUUAUGUCCCUUCAACCUUCUCAAGUGUGAACUGAACAUACACAACUAAUUUCUUGCAUAGUAGUAUGGCAUAUUAUUUAGCAUGACAAAAAAUGAUGUGAACUUUAAAUAACUAAUAAUAAUUUAUGUACAUAUUAUGGUUGUAUAAGGCAGAUGCAAAUUAAUUAGUGUAUAUCACUAACUUUCUUAAAUAUGCAACAUAGUUUAACAUGUAUUGUAGUCAACCUAUUGAUGCUGAUAUUAAUAAAAAAAAUAUUCACAAUCAAGUCCAAAUAUCCGACUUUUUCUUGUCAUUUUUAUAGUCUGCAUUUGACUUGUCGUACAAUACGGGAUUAGCUUCGAUUAACAAAAGCAACUUUUCAAUUUUUAAAUCAUACUCAGAAUCCAUUCUCUUCGGCUUCGUACGAGAGCGGGAAAAAAAUUAAUGAAAUUAUGCAAAUAAGGUCAAGAAGAUAAUGCAGCUUAUUGGUUAAAUGUAAACCGGGAUACAUUCCUUUCCGUUUCAAUCGGUCUCUUAUUGAUCCACUCUGGAAAUUUAGUACUUUGAAGACUAGUUUUAUUGACAAUACACUAGCUAGUUAACAUAAACUUGGUGGAUAGACCUAGCAAGCUAAUUUAUUCAAGCACUUAAUUGAGGAAAAGGGUUAAAGCAUGGACCUAUUAAUAGGUCCAUGGUUAAAGUCCGUUUUUUAUGAUGACCGUUUGUUUUUUUCCCGGAACGGACUUAGUGCGAAUGCUUUCAUUCUUCAACACAGUUUCAAUUUUUUUUCACGGAACGGACACCUAUUCCGUUCCGGACACCUAUUCCGUUCCGCUAAACGGAACAGGUGUGAAUGAAGCUUAAGCAAUAUCUCUUUAUAAAACCCUAUCACUCGUCAUAUUCGAGUUAAAGCCGAUAUAAUAUACACUGUCUUUAUCGAAAUAUAUACAAAUUACUCAAAUUCUUUU
Molecule: messenger RNA, 2819 nt
Organism: Anneissia japonica
Lineage: Eukaryota; Metazoa; Echinodermata; Crinoidea; Comatulida; Comatulidae
Product: protein ANTAGONIST OF LIKE HETEROCHROMATIN PROTEIN 1-like
Exons: 2
Coding region: 569-1108 (179 amino acids)
Source: RefSeq, a predicted model, not a curated record